AUGUGUGUCGACUUCACUGAUCUCAACAAAGCUUGCCCGAAACACAGCUUCAUGCUCCCCCGCAUUAACUUCAUUGUCGACUCGACGGCAGGCCAUUGCACGCUCAGCUUUAUGGACGCCUACUCGAGGUACAACCAAAUCUGUAUAAAGCCUGAGGACGAGGAGAAGACUUCGUUCAUCACAGACCGAGAACAGCAUCUAGACGACUUGAGAGAGGUUUUUGCGAUACUGCAGCAGUCCCAAAUGAAGUUGAACCCGGCAAAGUGCACUUUUGGUGUCAGGUGGAGAACGUUUCUGGGGUUUAUGGUAUCCGAAUGGGGCAUUGAAGUUAAUCCCGAGAAGGUGGAUGUCAUCCUAUGCAUGGCCCCACCGUGA
Messenger RNA from Juglans regia (Persian walnut), 375 nucleotides. RefSeq lists its product as uncharacterized. The transcript is spliced from 2 exons. The record is from RefSeq and is a predicted model, not a curated record. Bases 1 to 375 code for a protein of 124 amino acids. NCBI's taxonomy places the organism in Eukaryota, Viridiplantae, Streptophyta, Magnoliopsida, Fagales, Juglandaceae.